Molecule: messenger RNA, 3240 nt
Organism: Saccharomyces kudriavzevii IFO 1802
Lineage: Eukaryota; Fungi; Ascomycota; Saccharomycetes; Saccharomycetales; Saccharomycetaceae
Gene: TBS1
Product: Tbs1p
Exons: 1
Coding region: 1-3240 (1079 amino acids)
Biological process (GO): DNA-templated transcription; regulation of DNA-templated transcription
Molecular function (GO): DNA binding; zinc ion binding; DNA-binding transcription factor activity, RNA polymerase II-specific
Source: RefSeq, a predicted model, not a curated record
AUGGACACGGACUCAGGUUUUACAAGUGGUCAUGAAACUAUGAAUGAGGCGAAAAAGUUAACAUACGAAUGGGCUAGUAAUAGCCAGCAGCAUGUUCACAGAGCCGACAAUACCGGAAGUUUGUUGGGCUCUACUGUCCCUAUAAUCCCCCCAGUAUUAUCGAAUUUCCCGUCUGCUAUGAGCGGUACUACUAUGUCGCCUCAGUUGAGCCCUUUUCCGGAUCACCGUUCGAGACAGCACGCUUUGGCGCAUAUGAUGCCUGCCGAUAAGAAUUUUCUGGCGUAUAAUAUGGAGUCUUUCAAAAGCAGAGUAACCAAAGCCUGUGAUUAUUGUCGGAAGAGAAAGAUUAGGUGUACAGAGAUUGAUCCGACUUACGGUAAGUGUGGAAACUGUAUCAAAUACAAUAAAGAUUGUACCUUCCAUUUUCAUGAAGAACUGAAAAGAAGACGGGAAGAGGCUUUGAAUAAUAAAGAGACUGGGAAGUCGGUUAAGAAGCCCAAGUCGGAUAAGGAAAAUGCAUUGGAAGACGAGGUUUUUGAUGUUACUGCGCCAUCGAGCAAUACUUCUUCUACGGAUAGUCCACCCAAACUACAGAAGUCCACUUCGUCACAAGAAAAUGCGGAGGUUUUUCCCGCCAGAAGAACAAGUGACAGAGAAGAAGAUUUAUUAGAUCUUCUUCCUAUCGAUAAAGAAAUUCUUGAAAAAAUCGAACUCAACCAUACAAAGGUUUCCGGUAAAGUUUUUGUAUUGGAAGAAAUAUGUAAAAAUAUGAAGGAAACGAUAGAAAAACUAGCUGAAGAUACCAAGAUUAACCUUGUUGAUAAAGAGUAUAUCAAGCGUCCUAGAAGAAAGCAGUAUUCUAAGGCUUUAUUAACGAAGCAAAAAAUGUUUCGCUUCCGACAAAACAUUUCGUCACAUUUAUCUGACGAGGAAUUUCUUUCGCCACUGAAUGAUAUGUUUACAACAACUUUCAAAUACUCUAUUUUGCAAACGAAAAUGGCACUGGAUUUCUCUUUCCGAUCCGCUUCAUCUCCAUCCAACGAUAAUAUUUUGUACCCUUUGCCUCGUUUAGCGAUUGCAAAGCGCCUGCUUGAAAACAUAAAAUGUCCAUCCUUGGCUUCUCUCCUUCAUAUAAUCGAUAUAGACCAAUGCCUGGAAAUCGCCGACACGCACUAUGAUUCCACCAAAGGAAGAUUACCUCCAUCACAAGCUUUUCUGCUUAAUAUCUGCUUGUGUCUUGGAGCCACCGUGACUAAUUUCAAAGAGAAGCAAGAGCUAAUCGAUGAAGGCAAUCACGAAAUAUAUUAUUUUGAGAAGUUUGAGCUGUGGAGGUUGAGAUCAUUCACAUUUCUUAAUUCAGUCUACUAUUACCAUAAAUUAUCUGUGGCGCGCGCGGACAUGACGGCAUUGAAAGCAUUGCUUUUGCUAGCGAAGUUUACUCAGCAAAAAAUUAGUGCUUCAUCAGCAGUCAAAGUACUUUCCGUAGCGAUCAAAGUUGCUUUGGAUUUACGACUCAAUUUGCACUCUACUUAUGAGGAUUUAGAGCUCGAUGAGAUUCUUAAAAGAAGACGUUUGUGGUGUUACUGCUUUUCAAUAGACAAAUUCUUUUCUGUAGUGUUAUCAAGGCCACCAUUCCUCAAGGAGGAAAAUACUGAUGUUUUGACAGAUGAAAGUUAUGUCGAACUAUUCAGGGAUAAAAUCUUACCGAACUUCCCUAAAAAUUAUGAUGAUGCACAAUUAGAAAAGUUAGAUGAUGUUAUAUCAGUCGUAAACCUGCUGGCGAAUCGCCUUGAGUAUACGCCAUACAUUCAGUCAUAUUUUUUGUCAAGGUUAUCUCUUAUAGAGUCCCAUAUAUAUUACGCAUGUUUUUCCAUCAGAACUACCCUUGAUGAUACACUCGAUGAAAUUAUUGAUAACGUGUUGGAGAACUGGAGAUCAUUAGACAGGAUGCGAGAUGAUUUGCCCAUCAUGCUGUCACUAGAAAAUUAUAAGCAGAAUAUGAAAAUUUUAUCUCUGAAAUCCCCAGAGUUGGACUUUGAGAUAAAUUGUUGCACUACUAUACUUCUACAUCUCAGAUGGUAUCACCAAAAGAUAACGCUUAGUCUGUUUGUAAUAUCCAUCAUUAGGGACAAUUUGGAUCAGCGUGAAAGUUCUCGGCAUGAUAUAGCCGAAAUUAUUAGGACAUCAAAAUUAAAUUUCAAACAAAGCUGUAUAGAAGUUCUGAACAUUUUGAAGGAUUUCGAAUAUUAUCCCACUGUCCAAAACGAAUUUCUGUAUUUUUCUCUCACGACGAUUUUUUCGAUGUUCCUGUACCUGUCAGAGAGUAUGGCAAAUGAUGAAAAUGCUCUGGAAACUGGUUAUAUAAUUGAGCUAUUAAGGGAUACGCAUGCCCGCAUGCUUGGACCUGAAGAACAUUAUCUUUCCAUACACAAUCUGAAAUGGCAAACAUCUCUUUUCUUUUACACCUUUUUUCUACGAAGUACAAUGGAAAAGUUUAACCUUACAAGCGAAUAUGCAGAAUUUUAUGCAUUUGACUCAAAUUAUUAUGAGGCUAUCCUUGACAAAUUGGUCAAGCAUGCAAGAAACUCAAAAGAUGAUAUGGUAGAGCUUUUAAAAACUUCAUUCAUAAAUAAAGAGAAGAUGGCUGCAUUCGGGAGUUUUGUUACAGAAGAUCAAGAAAAAAGGAAAGUGUCCUUCAAUCUUUUCAAUCAAAUAACCGUUCAAGAUUUGAACUUUCUGCAACUUUCAGGCAUCCCAAAAUUAUGGGGAGAUAGUACUCUGGGUCCUAGCAAAGAUUCAAAUGAUAGUAAUCAGAAGAACGCUAACAACAACAAGAACAACAAGAACAACAAGAACAAUGAUGAUGAUAGUAGUAAUGACAAUAAUAAUAAAAAAAAUAAUGAUGACAAUGAUGACGACGCUGAUGACGAUAAUAAUGACAAUAAUGAUGAUGAUAAUGAUAAUGAUAAUAAUGAUAGUAAUUAUAACGAUAAUAGUAAUAACUAUAAGAAUAAAAAUAAUGAUGAUGGUGAUAAUGAUGAUGAUAAUUAUGAUAGGUCUUUAUUCCCAACAGGUUUCACCUCACCUCUUGAUGGUGCAUGUUGUGAGCAAGCAAUGAAUGAAGAGGAUGAAGAUGAGAAGUCAAACAAAUUAUUCGAAAAGAUCGAGGAGCAUUUAGAGCACGGUGUAUUUUUUUAUGAUCGGGACUUUUUUUUCAAGAAUGUAUGUGCAAAAAUGUGA